Molecule: messenger RNA, 846 nt
Organism: Knipowitschia caucasica
Lineage: Eukaryota; Metazoa; Chordata; Actinopteri; Gobiiformes; Gobiidae
Source: the annotation of a GenBank genome assembly
AUGCUGAGUGUGUUUCACAGGGAUCCAGGUCCAAAGGAGCCGCUGGACGCCAUCUUGAGGCGUCUGCAGGAGGACGUGGUGACUUUUGUCAAAGAGCAGCUGCAGAGGAUCCAAAGGCUCCUGGCCUCAGAUUACCCAGAAUGCUCUGAGAGUGAGGAGGAGAGCAGAGAGGUUCUGAAGAUCGCCCUGGACUUCCUGAAGAGGAUGAAGCAGGAUGAGCUGGUCCAGCGCCUGCAGAGCAUCCUCAGCUCCUCCAGUCUCACACACCUGGAUCUGAGUAACAACGACCUCCAGGACUCAGGAGUGGAGCUGCUGUGUUCUGGACUGAAGAGCGCCCCCUGUGGACUGCACACUCUCAGGCUGUCUGGAUGUCUGAUCUCAGAGAGGGGCGGGGCUGCUCUGGCCUCAGCUCUAAGCCCCGCCCCCUCCCAUCUGAGAGAGUUGGACCUGAGCUGCAACCAUCCAGGAGGUUCAUCAGAGCUGCUGAAGGCUCUACAGGACGACCCACACUGCCCCCUGCAGGAACUCAGGUUGGAUCCUGCUGGAGAACAGUGGAUGGUUCCAGGUCUGAGGAAGUAUUCCUGUCGAGUGUCUGUGUUCCUGGACUCUGAGGCUGGAUCUCUGUCCUUCUAUGAGGUCCUCUCUGAUGGAGAACUGUCCCACCUCCACACCUUCACCUCCUCCUUCUCUGAGCCUGUGUUUCCUGGGUUUGGACUGGAGUAUGAAGGUUCCUCUGUGUCUGUGGUGGAUCUGAGGAGAGCGCCCCCUGCUGGACUGGGGUCUGAAGGUUCCUCUGUGUCUGUGGUGGAUCUGAGGAGAGCGCCCCCUGCUGGACUGAGGUCUUAA